GUUUGCAUGGAGAAAAAAUAAAAAUUAUAAACAAGUUGUUAGUUUUACCAAAAAGUUAAAUAAAAAUGUCUACAACAAAAUCAAGUGAGGUAAAUUAUUAUGAAGUACUAGAUAUUGAUAUAGAAGCUCAAGAGGCAGAAAUACGCAAAGCCUAUCGGAAGAAGGCCCUAGCAUGUCAUCCAGAUAAGAAUCCCGACAAUCCAAAAGCAGCUGAGUUAUUUCAUGAACUUUCUAAAGCUUUGGAAAUAUUAACAGAUAUCAGUGCUCGAGCCGCUUAUGAUAAAGUCUUAAAAGCCAGAAAAGCGGCUGAAUUACGCCACAAACAGUUAGACAGUAAACGACAGAAAUUAAAAGACAAUUUAGAACGACGUGAACUGGAAGCGUUCUAUAAACCCCACGUCCAGAAGACAGAUCAAGAAAUUUUGCAAGAGGAAAUUGAACGCAUCAGACGUGAAGGCUCUCGUUUGCUGGAGGAGGAACAUCGUUUAUUAAGGGAGCAAUUGCAACGCACAUAUGCCGAACAGGCGCAGCCAAAGACUACUUUUAAUUCCGCAGAACAUCGUAUUAAAAUAAAAUGGGAAGCUGAUAAAAUGGAUGCCAGUAACGGAGGGUAUAGCGAAGAAAAAUUAAUGGGCUUCCUGAAAAAAUGGGGCGAUAUUGAGGCUUUGGUAAUGAGCAAGAAAAAGGGCAAAGCUUUAGUAGAAUUUAAGACCUUAGAAGCUGGGGAGAUGGCUUUACUGUAUGAGAAAGGGCUAGGGAGUAAUCCCUUAUGCCUCAAGCCGCUUAACCCAUCUCCUGAUAAAAGAGCACCAAAAAGUACAUUAGCAAAUUAUGAAGAUCUGGCCAUGCGGAAGCUAAGGCAGGCGGAAGAACGUAAACGUUUAAUAGAACAAAUGUUAAAAGAAGACAGUGAACAAGCGUAAAAACUAUGUGUAAAAAAGAUU
This is a messenger RNA of Glossina fuscipes, 944 nucleotides long. Its product is annotated as dnaJ homolog subfamily C member 17. The record is from RefSeq and is a predicted model, not a curated record. Gene Ontology annotation, cellular component: spliceosomal complex. Gene Ontology annotation, biological process: spliceosomal complex disassembly. NCBI's taxonomy places the organism in Eukaryota, Metazoa, Arthropoda, Insecta, Diptera, Glossinidae. The coding region runs from base 66 to 923 and encodes 285 amino acids. Gene Ontology annotation, molecular function: nucleic acid binding. The transcript has a single exon.